Olea europaea var. sylvestris is the source of this 678-nucleotide messenger RNA. RefSeq names its product NADH dehydrogenase [ubiquinone] 1 beta subcomplex subunit 7-like. Lineage: Eukaryota; Viridiplantae; Streptophyta; Magnoliopsida; Lamiales; Oleaceae. The record is from RefSeq and is a predicted model, not a curated record. Gene Ontology annotation, cellular component: mitochondrion. The coding region runs from base 114 to 422 and encodes 102 amino acids. The transcript has 2 exons.
AGGCCCAAAGGUUCAGCCUUUCAAGGGUCUCACGAAGAAUUAAGGAAGCGCUGAAUCCCAAUUUCCAAAUUUCACCCGAAAUUGAAGAAUCACUCAAUCGAUCAUUCACUCCGAUGGAGGUGCCGGGUUCUUCAAAGAAGAUGAUAGCUACACAGGAAGAGAUGGUGGAGGCCAAGGUGCCAAUACCGUACAGAGACCAAUGCGCCCAUUUGCUGAUCCCACUGAACAAGUGCAGGCAGGCCGAGUUCUAUUUGCCCUGGAAGUGUGAGUCGGAGCGCCACACCUAUGAAAAGUGCGAGUAUGAGCUUGUUAUGGAGAGAAUGCUCCAGAUGCAGAAGAUUCGAGAGCAAGAAGCCAAGAUGAAGGGCUCUCAGAAAGGCCAGUUGCCCAUUCCUCUUAUCCCCAAAACAGCCGAUGCUUGACUCUGAAAGGGUUGCUUUUCUCUUCAGGAAGAAGCUAAACUGUGGGAAGUGGUAGUCAUUGGAGGACUUAAUUUGAAAUUGUUUUGGUAUUAUGUAAACAUGAUACUAGACUACUCUGAAUUUUCCCUGGUAAUUUAGUUCUAAAUAAAUUUUACAUAUUUGAUGUCUAUUUUACAAAUGUUUUCUGAGGUUUUUGAUUAUUCACAAGUGAUUAUUAGUUCAACUUUUAUGUAAGUUUAUGAUAAAUUUGUAACUU